AAUUAACUAUUUUAAGGAGUAUUAAAAUCGUUUGUUUGAAAAACAAAAAAUUGGCGUCUUCAAUCAUGGACGAAUGUUUGCUGAAUUAACAAAACAAGAAAAUAUUUAUCCACUAGGAGACUUUUUACGAAAACUGUAAAAAAAAACAUUUCCAGAUAGUGGAAAAUUCCAAAAAAAUAAUUGUGAAUCUCGUGAAUCAAAAUGGGUGACAUGGUGAAGAAAAUGAUAAAAACAAAAGAAUUACAUCAAAGAUGUAGCACUUGGGUUGAAUCACAAGUAAUAAUGGUGCCAACGGAGGAGGAUCCAUUGGCAAUUUUGAAUUUAGAUGAAUCGGAGGAUACAGUUUCAAAUUCUGAAUUUGACUCGGUCUCACAAUGUGGCGCAAAAAAACGUCGACUGGGAACAAAAUUAAAGGACGAACAAUUAAUUUUACGUUGCGAAUGGAAGAAUUGUUCAGUGGAAACAUCAAAGGAAAAAGUAUUUCUCGAUCACAUGAGUUCGCAUAUUCCCGAAUUGGAAUUGAAAAUAUUUGACAAUAAUACUGCAACUUAUGUGUGUGGUUGGAAAAAUUGUCCCUACGAAACUUCAUUAACAACCGAAAUCACUUGGCACAUUUAUUAUCAUUCGUAUCAUCAGAAAUUGAAAUCAAUCGGAUAUAAUUUUAAGCAACGAAAUAAAUUGACGCAAUGUCUUCGUGAAACCGACUGGUCAAAUAUGGAACUGCCACCAACGUUAAUUUGCCAAUGGAAUGAUUGUCUGGAGACUUUUAACAAAUAUCAGACAUUUUUGGAUCACGUUACGAUUCAUAUGGAAAAAUAUCCACGUGGCAAUAAAGUCGAGGGCGGUAUUCAAUGUAAAUGGUCGGGUUGUAAAAAUAAUUUUCCCAGUAUUCAUAAACUUAAGGAUCACAUGAGAAGUCAUACGAAGGAGAAAACAAUCGCUUGUCCCGAUUGUGGUUUAAUGGUUUCGACAAAUUCCAAAUUUCGAGAGCAUUGCGAUCGUCAAAUUUCAGUUGACACGCAAGGAUUUUUGUGUUCGUUUUGCAAUAAAUUCUAUCCAACCGAAAAAAUACUACAGGGCCACGUGAGACAGCAUUUUUAUUCGAAAAAAUGCAAUUUAUGUGAUAUGAUUUGUGAAUCGCCGGCCACGCUCGCCAAACAUAUUCGCUACAGGCAUUUAGACGAAAGGGCAUUUGCUUGUCAAUUAUGUAAACACACGGCGAAAACCCAACAGGAUUUGGACUAUCACAUGUCUGUGCAUACAAAAGAACCAAUGUUUCGUUGUUCAGUUGACGGCUGUGCUUAUCAAUGUAAAAACGCCUACGUUCUAGACAGGCACGUGGAAAAAGUACAUUGUCAGGAAACAAGAUGGUAUUGUUGCCACGAAUGUCCAGUGAAAUAUCAAAAGAGCUACCGACUCACGAGACAUUUGAUAGACGUUCAUCACAUAUCGUUGAAUAUUGGACAUAAACGUUUUCAAUAUCAGAGAUGCGUCGACGGUUGUUAUCGCGUUCAAACGACAAGAUUUGAAUUUUGUAAAGACAACGAAGUCACUACAAUAUCUGAUAAAUCAGUGAAAUCAAACGAUGUUGUUUCGAAUGGUGUAAUUCUGGAUAAGAAUUACACUCUCAAAAUUACACAAGCCGAGGAUAUUUGCGUUGAGGUUGUGGAGGCGCAGGAUAAAUUAAAAGACGAAGACUUGGAGAUUGAGGGGAAUUUGGAAAUUGAUGAAGGCGAAACACAUGGAAUGGGAAAAUCGAUGCCAAUUAUUUCCAAUAUUCUCAUUUCAAUUGAUGAAAUGGACGCCGAUGGGAAUAUAAUUCGAAGUAAAAUAGUCGAGACACAAGAGACGAGUGUUCUACCGCCUUCGGAAGAGCCACCAAUUAUUUUAACUUAAAUUCUUCGAUAGAAUUUUCUCUUCUUCAAAGUAGAUAGAAUUUAUUAUUAUUUACGUUUCUUUUUAAUUUCUAUUUCUAUAUCUACUCGAUUUUUUCUUAUUUGAAAAAAACAAUUUCCUAUUCUUUAAAUACUGUUGUCUAGAUAAAGAGAAAUGCAAUGUAAAUUUAAAUUCUUUAUUUAGUCAAGUAAAAUAAGGCACGCAAAUAAAUAAUUUAAUAAUUGAA
Leptopilina heterotoma is the source of this 2122-nucleotide messenger RNA. RefSeq names its product histone H4 transcription factor-like (gene Hinfp). The coding region runs from base 202 to 1896 and encodes 564 amino acids. The transcript has 6 exons. Gene Ontology annotation, molecular function: DNA-binding transcription factor activity, RNA polymerase II-specific; RNA polymerase II transcription regulatory region sequence-specific DNA binding. Gene Ontology annotation, cellular component: nucleus. The record is from RefSeq and is a predicted model, not a curated record. Gene Ontology annotation, biological process: regulation of transcription by RNA polymerase II. Lineage: Eukaryota; Metazoa; Arthropoda; Insecta; Hymenoptera; Figitidae.